This is a messenger RNA of Caenorhabditis sp. 36 PRJEB53466, 1061 nucleotides long. The record is from the annotation of a GenBank genome assembly. NCBI's taxonomy places the organism in Eukaryota, Metazoa, Nematoda, Chromadorea, Rhabditida, Rhabditidae.
AUGGGCGUUUCGUGGUCGGGAUGCUCGCAACGGACGUCUUCUGGAGCCGACGUCGCGUCCGAAAAUGAGGACAUCAUCACGAAUCACACCGAGGAUUCGGACGCCGAUUCCGAAGAAGAUAUUUCCGAAGAAUUUUCGCUCGAUUCGGACGAUGAAAUCGACGAGGAGAAGUCAGAAAAUCACGAAAGAGGCGAGUUUUCCAGACUUUUUCCGGGAAUUUCCAAAACUUUCAGCGGAAAUUCUGCAAAACGCGAUCGGAUCGUUCGAAAUGAGCGAGGUGCGCAUCGGCGGGCUCGUUCGCUUUCAUUCAAAGGUUUGUAUUAAAACAAAAGGGCUCGCCAAGACUUUUCAUAAAAUUUUCAGGGUCCCGCGUGUGAUCGAACCCAAGAUUUCUGGCAGCAAAUCAUCGAAAAACGCAUUCACACCGUUUUCAUGUGUUGCGACUUUUUUAAAGGUGAAUUUUUUGGGAGAAAACCAAUGAUUUUUCGAUAAAUUGAAGGCGACGAACGCAUUUGCGGUCAGUACGUUCCGGCGGAGAGCCGAAUCGGACAAAGAUGCGGGAUUUACACGGUCGAAAGGAUCGGAAACGUGACGAGUCUGUCGGUGAACCUCCGACGGCAGCAGUUGCUCGUUUACCGUAUUGACAGGUAUCUGCCACCGAUUUUUCGUUUUUCACAUCGCUUCGGCGGGUUUUUGUGUUUUCUGACAUUGAGAAAACGGAAAAAAAAUAUCGAUCUGCAAAAUUGCUCUGUUUUUCUUUGAAAUAUCGAUUUGAAAAUUCAAUUUUUCAGUGCUUCGAGAAGCGAUUACAAGCAUCACGUGAUGCACUUUCAGCAGAUUCCACUCAAAUUCAAAGAGAACGAAACAGAGGGAGACGGAUUGAAAUUCGAUUUGAAUCAGUCGGCCAGGAACUUUGAAAUGGUCGCCAAUAUGGCCGAUCGACAGGUAAAAUUUACAGAAAAUUGGCGGAAAAUGAAGCCAUUUUCCAGGCGAAUCCGCAAAUUCUUCUACACGAUUCGUGGAAUUCGGACAAGAUUUUGGAGUGGAAAACUGUCGAAUAA